Messenger RNA from Sarcophilus harrisii (Tasmanian devil), 3149 nucleotides. It is a transcript of the gene NPL, whose product is annotated as N-acetylneuraminate pyruvate lyase. Lineage: Eukaryota; Metazoa; Chordata; Mammalia; Dasyuromorphia; Dasyuridae. The record is from RefSeq and is a predicted model, not a curated record. The transcript has 12 exons. Bases 441 to 1487 code for a protein of 348 amino acids. Gene Ontology annotation, molecular function: N-acetylneuraminate lyase activity; 4-hydroxy-tetrahydrodipicolinate synthase activity. Gene Ontology annotation, biological process: N-acetylneuraminate catabolic process.
GGAGCAGGCCUCGGCACGGGACGGAGCCCGGCUCACACGGGACCCGCACUUCAGCGGCGGAGGCGGCGGGAAAGCUUCGCCACCCAGAGAGAAACGGAAGAGAGAGUCAGCGGAGGGAGGGGGAAGGAGGGCAGGCGCCGGCAGCUGCGCAGGCGCACUGGGCUACUGGGCUGCCUGCCCCGCCCCCGUCCCCGCAGCUCUUCCAGUUCUCUGCUGGAUUUAGCAUGCGAGGGCCUAGAAGAAUCUAAAGAGUCUAAGCACGGCGGUCCGAGCGCAGAGCUCCUCUCCCCUCUCCCCGCGCGACAACUUAGUGGGUCCGAGGCAGUAGUUAAAGGAGGGAAACGGGAACUACAAUUCCCAGGGUGCCGUGCGGCCGCGGCGCGUGACCGCGCGCGCUCCUGGGCGCGGAAAGGGGGAGAGAGAGGGGCAGCCGGAGGAAAAUGCGCGAGCGCGCAAGCCCGAGAGUCUCUCCUCAGGCGACCGAGUUGUGGUCCUGGCUGCGGGAAGCAGAGCUGCGGCGGCCACGGCAGACGGGCUUCGUCCGCCGGCGCGGUACAAUGGCCCUCCCCAAGAAGAAACUUCAAGGUCUGGUUGCUGCAACUCUCACACCUAUGACUGAGACUGGGGAAAUCAACUUCUCUGUAAUUGGCCAAUAUGUGGACUAUCUUGUAAAUGAGCAGGGUGUGAAAAAUAUUUUUGUUAAUGGUUCAACGGGAGAAGGUUUGUCACUGAGUGUUGCAGAGCGGCGACAACUUGCAGAAGAGUGGGUGACAAAUGGAAAGAAUAAGUUGGACCAUGUGAUCAUUCAUGUAGGAGCAUUAAGCCUGAAAGACUCACAAGAGCUGGCUCAGCAUGCAGCAGAAAUAGGAGCUGAUGGUAUUGCUGUCAUGGCCCCUUUCUUUUUCAAACCUGCCAACAAAGAUGCCCUGAUUGCAUUUUUAAAAGAAGUAGCUGCUGCUGCCCCUAAGGUGCCGUUUUAUUACUAUCAUAUUCCUCCUUUGACUGGGGUAAAAAUUCGUGCUGAAGAGCUGCUGGAUGGAAUUCAGGAUGAAAUUCCGACCUUUCAAGGGCUGAAGUUCAGUGACACUGAUCUCUUAGACUUUGGACAGUGUGUGGAUCAGAACAGCCAACGGCAGUUUGCUCUUCUCUAUGGAGUAGAUGAACAACUACUGAGUGCCCUGGCCAUGGGAGCAACUGGAGCAGUUGGCAGCACCUACAACUACCUGGGCAAAAAAAACAACCAGAUGUUGGAAGCUUUUGAGCGCCAGGACUUUUCCUUAGCUUUGAAUUACCAGUUUUGCAUCCAGAGAUUUAUGAAUUAUGUGAUCAAAAUGGGUCUGGGAGUUGGGCAGACAAAAGCUAUCAUGACUCUUGUCUCCGGGAUACCGAUGGGUCCUCCUCGGCUGCCCCUGCAGGAAGCCUCCAGGGAGUUUGCUCUGAAGGCUGAGGCCAAGCUGAAGAGCCUGGAAAGUCAGUGCUUUCCCUGAAGCAGGCUUACUCUGGGGGGCCAGGCUGGCCCAGCACUGGCUUUGAUGAGCUGGGAGUCCCCCCAGCCCCCCAUUUUCAUUUCUCAGAGAAUUUCAUAAUCAGACUGAACUAAACACUCUCUGGAGAGUCCUUUUCCUGAGGCAAUUGGGGUUCAGUGACUUGCCCAGAGUCACACAGCUAGGAAGUGUUAAGGGUCUAAGGUCAGAUUUGAACUCAUCCUCCUGACUUCAGGGCUGGUGCUCUAUCCACUGAGCCACCUAACUGCCCCUUCCCUCUACUCUUAAUGGGAUGAAAUGUGCUGAGAAAGCUUCCCUUGAUUCCCCUCACCUGCCUGAGUAUCCUGCUAGGUUCUGUGCUUUAUUCUUCCUCUCCAUCAGGGUUUCUCAGCCCCUGGUGUUUUACAGUGUUUUACAAUGGAUUCUUUUUUAUAUUUUCUGGAAUUCAAGGACAGGCUGCCACUUUUCUAAAACAGUGUAAGUGGGAGGCAGCAUUGCACAGGAUGGAGAGUGCUAGAAUCAACAGAAUUCAAGCCAAUCAAAAUCAGAAAAGAUUCAUUAAAUUGGUCCUGGCCAGAACCUGCGAUAUGAAGAUUAGAAAAUGAAUCCCUGCCUGUCUGAAGAGCACUCCUCAUCCUGGCUCUCCUGGAAUUGCCUCCUACAUCUCUAGGGAAUUUGCUUACAUCUCAAUUUCCCCUUUUUUUCAUCCGUAAAUGGAGAAUACAAGACUAGUUCUAGAUACCAGCUUUUUAAAGUGUUAUAUAAUGUGAGAGCUUAUUAUGCAGACUCCUACCAAUUAGCUUUAUUUCUCUGUUGUUAGAAGAUAUUGAGAAGACUCAGGGGAGAUGUCAGUCAGAUAGACUGAAAGUAGUUUUCAGUCUAUAUCAGCCUUGUUUUCUAGUUCCCUUCCUUAGUUCCUUACCUCUUGGAAAAUGUCUUCUGCCAAACUAUAUUAUGUUUUCUAAUAUUGAGAAUCAUUAGAGUCCAUUUAAAUCAGCGCCCUCAUAUUUCCUGAUGAGGUAACUGAAAUUGUGAUUUCUUUAUCAUAAAACUAGUCAAUCAAUAAACAUUAAGAACCUACUGUGUGCAAAACACCAUCCCCUUCACAAUCCUGGGGAAAGGUUUAUAUGGGGGAAAAUGCUAGAGCUGUUGACUGAAAUGGGAAUUUAUAUGGAUUGAAUAUCUAAUUAUUGCUGCUACCCAGAUUUUUUUUUUUUGCUUUCAGUUUUAAUUUGGGGAAUGGAAGAAGAGAGUAAGAGGGAGUGCUUUUAUUUUACACACUGUAAACACAUUGCUCUAAUGAUGCUAAGCUUUUAGUCUUCUUUGUGCUAGAUCUGGUUUUCCUAGUAACCAUCUGGGGAGAUCAGUGACCCUCUGUCCUGGUUUUUUCGUCUAUAAAAUCAUGCAUAUCUUGAGAUUGUUAUGAGGAUCAAUAAAGAUGAAUUUGCAAACAUUAAAGGAAUAUGUAAAUGCUCCUUGAUAAUUAUAUCCAUUGCUUCCCAUCAUGAGAAGUAGCCUCUGCUGAAGGCGAUCUCCUACUAGGUUUCUGUUUCUAGUUUGUUGGAAAUCUUCAGUGUUUCCUUCAUUUUCUCAGCACACCUUCUGGAAAAAAGUUAAACAUUGUGAAAAGUGAGGAAAAGGCUUGAAAUAAAUUACUAUAAACUU